Suillus paluster is the source of this 426-nucleotide messenger RNA. Its product is annotated as zinc knuckle-domain-containing protein. NCBI's taxonomy places the organism in Eukaryota, Fungi, Basidiomycota, Agaricomycetes, Boletales, Suillaceae. The transcript has 3 exons. The record is from RefSeq and is a predicted model, not a curated record. The coding region runs from base 1 to 426 and encodes 141 amino acids. Gene Ontology annotation, molecular function: nucleic acid binding; zinc ion binding.
AUGUCGAAAUUCGCGCCUCACCGUCGGUCAAAUAACAAUCCAAGGGCGACCUCUUCGACCAUUUGUCAAAAGUGUCUUGGUACAGGACACUUCAUAUUCGAAUGCAAGUCCACGCGUCCAUACGUAUCCCGUCCCUCGCGGACAGAAAUGCUGGAAAAUCCCAAGUUACUUUCGAAGUUGAAGGCAGACGGAAAGCCUUCAGUCGAAGUGCCGGAGGAAUUUAGGAUAAAGAGUGGAACGGCAAACCGAAUUUUAGAGUCAAAGGAGCAGGAGCGAAAGGCACUCGAAGGAUCCAAAGGGAAAGCCAAAGAGGAAGACCAGAGAACUCGAAAGAAAGCCAGAAGGUUGUUUGGAAUUCAUUUUUUGUGUCGGCGUGGGCUGAUCAUUCAUUAUAAACAGAUCUUCAAGAUCCUCUUCCUCAGAUAG